Messenger RNA from Eruca vesicaria subsp. sativa (arugula), 1519 nucleotides. NCBI's taxonomy places the organism in Eukaryota, Viridiplantae, Streptophyta, Magnoliopsida, Brassicales, Brassicaceae. The record is from the annotation of a GenBank genome assembly.
AUGAGACUUAUCUUCUAUCAUUUUGCUUUCCCCAUGGAUGAUUUCGAUAUCAAAAGUCUUGAUGAGAUCCAUAUCACAUCGGAGGAGGAGGAGUGGUUGAAUUCAUCUGAAGAAGAACAUGAUCAGACCAAAACAUCUAUCCAACAGAGUUUUGUAACUAUUCUGAAAGAAGAAGAUAUCCAAAAGCGUAUGAAAAAUGUUAUUCAACGUGUUUCAGAUAUUUACUCAAUCUCAGAAGCUGAAGCCACGCUUCUUCUUACUCACUUCCGCUGGGAUGUUGGUGAAUUUCACGAGAAAUGGUCUGAUAAUGCUAAAAUUGUUAGAGAAAGCGUUGGAUUAUUGGAGUUGGAUACACCUCUUGAUUCACCUUCUAACGACAAAAAAUUCUGUUGCGGAAUCUGCUUCAAAUUACUCAAACAUUCGAAGUCUGAAUCGGUCUCUUGUGGCCACCGUGUAUGCAUUUCCUGCUGGACAAGUCAUAUCAAAAAAAGCAUCAAUGAGAUUCCAGAUGUUGCCUUGUACUGGACAUUAAAAUGUCCAUAUAAUAUUUGUCCAGCUUCUGUUGGUGGAGACAUGAUAGAGAAAUUUGCUUCCAAUAAAGAGAAGACUAAGUACCAUCGAUAUCUCUUUAGAUCUUACGUUGAAGGCAUCAAAGUGAUGAAAUGUUCUCCUGCCAAAGGACGUAGCUGCGAUGUUCAUCAUACUCCUGGUUCUGGAAACUUUGACGUCUUAUGUCUCUGCUUGCUUAGUUUCUGUUGGAAUUGCAGCAAGGACACUCACAGUCCUUUGGACUGUGAAUCAGCUGCAAACUGGUUAGCAAUGAACAGUUCUGAUUAUCAAAACCCGAACUGGGUACGAGAGAACACGGUGCCUUGCCCUAGGUGUGAGCGAAGGAUCAGAGAAAAUGAAGAUUGUUCAGUGAAGCUGAAAUGCUUACCACCUUGUAACUAUGACUUCUGUUGGCGCUGCCGUGGUGAAUGGACUGGACAUGGGGGAGCAACUGGCUUAGAUUUUUACACUUGUACCCAUGUUGAGUAUGUAGAGACUGUUUUUGGGAAUACAGCAGAAUCUGCUGCAGAUAGAUACAAAGAUUGUCACGAAAAGUGGAUGAGUAAUGAAUCGUUGAUGCAAAUAGCAAAAGCAAAACUUCAGAAACUACAUACUCAUCUUAUUCCAGACCUAAGUAAUAAACAGUUACCAACUGUGACUCAGCUUCAGUUCAUUGCAGAAGCUUGGUCUCAGAUCAUGGAAUGUAGAAGGGUCUUAAAAUGGACUUAUGCUUAUGAGUAUUACCUAAGAGAGGACGAGGUCGAAAAGCAAGCUUUCUUGAAGCUUAAGCAAGGCAAUGCGGAGACACCUCUUCAAACGCUCUACAACUAUGCAGAGAAUCAACUCAAUAUGUUGCUUGAAGCUAACGGACCAUCAGAGAAUUUUACUAAAUUUGGCAACGAUUUAACUGAAGCAACUAGGUUUUUACUUCUUCCUUUUCUUUCUGUUUGAUCCAAAAAUGGUGUUUUUG